Molecule: messenger RNA, 771 nt
Organism: Capronia epimyces CBS 606.96
Lineage: Eukaryota; Fungi; Ascomycota; Eurotiomycetes; Chaetothyriales; Herpotrichiellaceae
Exons: 2
Coding region: 1-771 (256 amino acids)
Biological process (GO): siroheme biosynthetic process
Molecular function (GO): precorrin-2 dehydrogenase activity; protoporphyrin ferrochelatase activity
Source: RefSeq, a predicted model, not a curated record
AUGUCUUCCACAUUCCCCGAGAUUCAGGGUGGAGGCUCCUUGAUUCUCGCCUGGCAGAUCAAGAACAAAGAGGUCCUGGUAGUCGGCGGAGGUGAGGUCGCCGCCGGCCGCAUUGUCAAUCUCCUCAAUGCCGACGCCAAGGUCACUGUCGUUUGCCCGCGAGAGGGCCUGAACGAAGAGGUGGCGUAUCGAGUGGACCACGGACAGGUCAAACACGUCGAUCGAAUCUUCCUCCCGCUGGACCUCGAACCGGAAAAAAAGAUUGCCAUGGUAUUGACCGCCAUAGACGACCCCGAUGCAUCCACUCGGAUAUGGAAGUAUUGCAAGCAACUGAAGACCCCCGUCAACAUUGCCGAUGUGCCCUCCGAAUGCGACUUCUAUUUUGGAAGUGUACACCGCGACGGACCUCUUCAGAUCAUGGUGUCUACGAACGGCAAUGGGCCCCGGAUGGCCGCGGCGAUCCGGCGACAGAUAGGUGAGAUGCUCCCCAAAGGGACCGGCGACAGCAUCGAGAAAGUAGGUCAACUCCGGCGACGGCUUCGGAGAGCGGCCCCAGGGAAGAGCACGCGGGACAUUAGCAAGAGGAUGGCGUGGAUGAGUGCCGUGUGUGACAAAUGGAGCACAGGAGAUUUCAAUGCCAUGGACGACGCAGACAUGGAGGCAUUGGUACAUUACUACGAGUCGGGCAGGGUGCCCAGUUUUGAGCAGAUUCGGCUUGGACACAGGGGAGAUGUUGUAUGGGAGUUCGACGGGUCAUUUGGAUGGAUGUAG